Messenger RNA from Linum trigynum, 1337 nucleotides. NCBI's taxonomy places the organism in Eukaryota, Viridiplantae, Streptophyta, Magnoliopsida, Malpighiales, Linaceae. The record is from the annotation of a GenBank genome assembly.
CCUAAGCAAAGAGGGGAAAAAAUCCCCCAAAAAAAGAUCGAUUCUCCCCCUCCUGGAACUUGGUUCCGUCCGCCGCUCCCCUUCACUUCUUCUCCCCGAAGACCUUCCAUCUUCAACCUCUAUCUUCCACCGCAUCUGAUUUCCACCUCCAUCUAUCUUCGAAUUUCUCGCCAACAACGGAGGUGGCUGUGACCCUCCCGACGACGGAGGUAAAACUGGAGUCGCCGACCCCGGUGGCGACGCUAGUAGCAGAAGAAGAGCUUGCGGUGGGGCCGCCGAUCUAGCACGAUGUAUCUCUGUUCAGGUCAAGCUCGUCGUCUCCAUCUUUACCCUCUUCUCCUUCUUCGUCCGCCAUCGAUCUCUUCUCGUUUUCAGGAUCUGGAUUCGGAUUCUGACCCAAAUUUCUCGUGCGACUUGGAUUGUUGAAUCGUCGUUGAAUUGAUGAGCCUACGGAGGGAGUUUGCUGCCAUAUCGGAUCUGGUGAAGGACGCAACGAGGAUUUUGGAGGAGGGGAAGUCGGAUCCAGUGAAGGACGCAACAAGGAUCGCAGGGGAUGGUGGGUUGACCUGGUCAGCGACGGAGUUGGUGGGUGCGGCAGGAGGAUUGGCGAAGGUGGUUGAAACUCAAGGCACCACCAUUGCUGUCCCAACCACCCUUCCAAUUACUUCCAAACCUCUCACAUUCUUCGCUCACUCCACACUUCUUUUCCCCUUCCAUUCCUCCACCCCAUUUGAAAUUCAAAUAAUGGAAGAAACAGAUGCUCCAGCUUUAGCUCGCUUCCCUCCAGGGUCCAUUAGGGUCGCUGCCGCCGCCGGUUUUUGCGAUGAAGAUGACAAGGGUUGAGCAGCGAAGUGAUUAGAAGAUUGGGAAGUAAGAUGGAAGCCGGAUUUCGGCGUCGCGAUGAUGUGGCGCGGGAGGUGGCAAUUCCAGUCCAGUUGGCGAUGAUGUGGCGUCCACAUGUUGGCCACCUCAGCGACGCGAAUAGGUAACUAACGGUGUACCCAACGACGUCACAUUUAAUAACGGAAAUGGCUAAUUGUCAAUGCAUUUUCAAAUUUUUUGCUAUUUCUGUGUAUUUUUCAGAAUCUGGCUAUAUUUGUCACAAAGUGCAAAGUUGAAGGCUAUGGAAGUGUAUUUUGCCUUUUAAAAAAAGUCGAUUUCGACAAAAUGAUAUAUUUAUUUUGCUGUAAUGGAAUUGUAUUAUUACAAAAGAAAAUAAUGGUUGAUGGUACUGAUGAAGUAAUAAUGGAAAAAGGUUUUCAAACUCAACAAUAACUUUUCUACCAUUUAAUUCGAGUAUUAUCAACAUAAAACGUUAAUAAAUAACUAUUUACGUU